Molecule: messenger RNA, 764 nt
Organism: Bradysia coprophila
Lineage: Eukaryota; Metazoa; Arthropoda; Insecta; Diptera; Sciaridae
Product: general odorant-binding protein 56h-like
Source: RefSeq, a predicted model, not a curated record
CCAGAUUAUUUCAUUGAUUCAUCGGUCGAUGAACAAAAACCAAACUUCCGCCUCACUGCAAUUAUUUAGGAUGUGAUUAUGUAAUCCAAAGUCACCGUCUCGCUACAUUAAGUACGUCCAUUACCCAGAUAUCAUCGGAAGUAAAUUGCAGUCCAAAAUCAUGUUCUGUGGAAACAUUUUUGCGUUUAAAAUAUCGUACAGUAUCAGUGGACGAAUGUUCUACAUCAUGGAGAACUACUAUCGAUUUCUUGUGCUUUUUGGCUUAGCCGCUAUACUGUUGCAGUGCGUACAUGGUGAAAUGGACAUGCAAAAACUUUUAACAAUCGCAUCCGAAUGCAAAACCAUCGAAAAGGCUACCGAACUGGACUUUGUCAAUUUAAAAAUGAAUGUUAAGCCGAAAACACGACCAAUGAAAUGUUUGACGGCUUGUUUGAUGGAAAAAGUUGGCAAAAUAACAAACAGGAAAUUUAAUUCUCAAGAUGAGAUCAAGAAUGUGGAGAAAUCAACGAAAAUUCCGAGUAGAAUGCAAAAAACUCUGACCGAAAUCGUUACUGAAUGUGCUAAUAUCAUGGAACCGGACCGAUGCGAAUAUGCUUCGAAAAUUGCUGACUGCUUGAUGGCUGGUGCUGCUAAGCGUGGUAUUAAAUCACAACGAGGAGGGUUUUAAGAUGAUUAUUUUGUGGUUGACCAAUGCACAUGAUUAUUUGAAUUUACUUCGCACUUUAAAAUCAAUAGCGUUUUAGUCAUAACUGGAAAUAAAAAGA